AUGGAAAAAUUGUCCAUCUGCUUGGCAAGGGAUUAUGGUAAUCGGAAAGGGCAGAAAAGCAUCAUCCUCAAAGCAGUUGCUGGUUUUGAUACCUGGGUUUGGCACGCCUUCUUUGGAGUUGCCGGCUCUCAAAAUGAUUUGAACGUCCUCGGUCAAUCCCCGGUGUUCAAUGAUAUUUUGAGAGGUGAAUGCCCAAAUAUCACAUAUCAAGUCAAUAAUACCGUGUAUCAGAACGGGUAUUAUCUAGCUGAUGGUAUCUACCCGAGGUGGACAACAUUUGUGAAAUCAAUUCCACAUCCCCGAUCCGAGAAGGAAAAUUUUUUUGCUGCCUAUCAAGAGGGGUACAAAAAAGAUGUGGAGAGGUGCUUUGGUAUCCUUCAAGCUCGGUGGGCUAUUAUCAGGGGCGCGGCGCGUCUAUUUGACGAGGAGGUGCUCAGAAGUAUAAUGAUGACUUGUAUCAUCCUCCACAACAUGAUUGUGGAAGAUGAGUAUGAUUAUGAUGUUGAUGAAGUGUAUGAACCAGAUCCCAUGAACACGACCUUAACACGAAUUUAUGAAAAACCUAUGGGGCCAAAUGGAGAACCAGUGCAGCAUGAUCCGUUAGUUAGAGACGGUACUUUCAUGCAUCGUAUGAUUGAGCGCUACACGGAGAUGCAAUCGUCGUAUAUUCAUGAACACCGUCAAGUUGAUUUGAUGGAGCAUUUGUGGGCGGUGAAAGGCAAUGAAGGUCAAUGA
Molecule: messenger RNA, 735 nt
Organism: Prunus armeniaca (apricot)
Lineage: Eukaryota; Viridiplantae; Streptophyta; Magnoliopsida; Rosales; Rosaceae
Source: the annotation of a GenBank genome assembly